AUGGCCUUGGCUCCAUCCGCUGGAUUUCGCUUGAAUGUGCUCCUGCGGAACCUUCAGAGUCCCAGCAACUCAGGCGAACGUUUAGAUGCUGCGAGGCUCCUGAAUACGGCGAAGCAAGGCUCAUCGGCUGCCUUUCUAGCAGAUGCGUUGCGCAGAGAUUCCGAUUGGCAAGUGCGAAGAACUGCUGCCAAGGCCUUAGGCGCCCUUGGUGCCGCCUCAAAGAUCGACGAGCUGCUGGCAGCCCUGGGUGAUGUGAGUCCCUUCGUCAGGGAAGCAGCUGCUGAAGCAGUUGGGCAUCUGACUUUGGGUUCUCGACCAGUCCAGGUUCUCAAUGCCUUGGAGGCAGUUUUGCGCCAUGAUAGCAUUCCAUUUGUGCGAAGUGCGGCUUGUUCCGCCAUCAGGAGACUUGCUGCUGCUGGUGCCAUAUGUGGCCAAAGCUGCAUGGCGCUGGAGGACGCUUUGUCGGACAAUGCUUGGCAGGUUCGUUGGAAUGCAGCGAAAGCACUGGCCUUUGCGGGUUCAGAGCAACAGGUGAGAUCUCUGGCAUCAUGUCUCAGCGAUGAGGUAUGGCUGGUGAGACUCGAAGUUUGCGCUUCGCUUGGCAUGCUUGGAGAUUUAACAGCUCGAGAUGCGUUGGAGAGAGCUUUGAGGUCUGACUGCGAUUCUCGAGUUCGUGAGGAAGCGGCCAGAAGUUUGGCUGCUAUUGGAAAGUCUGCUCGACAACUUGGAGAAUCAACGGAUCUCAGCAGCUGUGCAGAUGCCUUGGUGGCUGCCUUGCAGGAUGAAGAGAUCAAGGUCCGUAGCGCUGCCAUUGCCGCACUGGGGUCGCAAGCUGUGGCGGCGCGUGAGCAUGCGAGCUCGUUGGUUGAACAACUUCUUACGGGAGAUCACGACAUCCGCGCUGCUGUGUUCCGCUUCUUCCAGGAAGCCACCAGCCAUGCUGGCACCCGCUUGGUCGCUGCAGCUUUUGAUGCUGGGAAACGCCACCAGGUACGUCAGGAGGUCGAAGAAAUGAUGGCCUGGUCCAAGGCCAUCGCUCGUCCAGUGCUGCGGGUGGCACAGGAUCUGCGGGCGGCCUCGCAUGAGGCCCGGCACACUGCAGAGCGCCAUCUCUGGUUGUUGGGCCCUGCAGCAGGAAUUUGCCUCGUCAAUGAGGUCAUCAAGGCCAAAGAUGCCGAUUACCCCGAACGGAUGGCAACCAUCCGAGGGCUCAUCUCCUGCUUCACGCGAUCAGAAGGGGCGCGCUUGCCACCUGAUUUGGCUUGUGCUGCUUUGUCUGAAUGGAUCUACGAGCCAUCCCUGGAGCAUUUGCCCGUUCCAGGUUUAGAACUGGUGAAGCUUCAAACACCGGAAGAGCACCAUGGGAUCAAUUUGCAGUGGGCCGUACUCCGAGACUGCUGGGGCAGCUGCUUUGUGGUCUUCCGUGGAUCCGAAACGGUGCUGGACUGGACGGAAAACAGCUACUUGUCCCUUCGACGUGUUGUUGUACCUGCGUGGCAAGGAGUGCUCCUGCUCCACAGUGGGUUUUGGAGCACUGCAGAGGCGGAAUCUCUUUGCCUUUUAGAAGCUAUCCGAGAAGCAUCUGCUGGAGUUCCAUUCGAAACCUUGAUCUUGUGCGGUGGCUCUAAAGGUGGUGCCAAUGCACUGGCUGCGGCCAUUCAGUGGUCAGUGUCCCAUGCAGAACUGGUCGCCGAGGCGCAAGACGAAGCCCUGCCAUGUCGCGAGAUGUUGGUGGUAACUUUCGGAGCUCCAAACAUUGUUGGCAGAGGAAGUGGCAAACCAGAGACAACACGGGCACUUCAUGAGCUUCACACGGUACUGCAAAAGAAAGCUCCCAGGUCUCGAGCUUGGAGUUUUUCACAGGAUCCGGUGCCGGCUCUCAUGAGCGCGCGAUCUCGGCAUGUGAUCUUGCAGUACCACAAAGGUAGUUAUGCCGUGGGUGCUCUUCGCCGCUUCAUGCCAGAGGCCUACAAGAAGGUCAACAAGUAUUUGAAGGAGGCUGCACGUGUCACUACCACCUUCCAGCCGGUGCUUGCCGAGGCUUGGUUGGAUCCUCCUCCAGGUGUCCGCGGCAGCCGCUUCCAGGCCUCGGUUCAUCCACAGAGGAACUACACCGAGGCGCGGAUCCUCGGAUGCUCUCUGUCGACGCCUGUUGAAUUGCUGAACGACGCUGCUGUGAGCAGAGAAGAACAGAAGACAAAAAAUGGCUGGAGUUUGGAGUCAGAGAGUGCGAUUACUGAUGGUGUGAAUGACCAGAUUCUGCUUCAAAGAGUAUCUUUCCUUUCAGGCUACUACUGGACGCUUUCCAAGUGUACAGAGGCCGUUAUCAUUUAUAUUCCCAUUGCUGACGAUGUCAAGAAGCAGGAUGUCAUUUUUGAUUGCCGUGAUUGGACCUUGAAGGCUGGACUGGUCCCAGAGAAAGGCGGCCUGGUGAUCAAUGAUAAGGUUCUAUACGAAGUUGAUGUCCAGGACUCGUACUACACUCUUGAUGAUGGCGAAUAUGGUGAGCGCUGCAUUGUGAUUUGGCUUGAAAAGCGGACACGGGAGCAGAACUGGUAUGCUUAUGAUCGCUUCGAACCUGUGAGUGAGCGCUUCUUACUCGAAGGUGAGAAGAAAAAGGCAGACCUGAAAUUUGAGAUCACGCAGAAAUGUUUCUUUGACAUCGAGAUUGAUGACAACAAAAUGGGACGCAUCGUCUUUGGCCUCUAUGGUGACACGAUGCCUCGAACUGUGGAGAACUUCAAGUGCCUUUGCACUGGCGAAAAGGGAACCAGUGAGAGCACGGGCGAGCCACUCCACUACAAGGGAACCAGGUUCCACCGAGUGAUCCCAGGCUUUUGUGUUCAGGGAGGCCAAACCUUCGAGAACGAGGAGGGCUCAGGUGGUGAGUCCAUCUACGGCCCAGCCUUUGAAGAUGAGAAUCUUCGCAUGAAGUUCAAGAGCAAAGGCUUGAUUGCUAUGGCCAAUGGUGGGCCAAACACCAACGGCUCGCAGUUCUUCAUCACCACUGCCAAGGCUGAGCACUUGAACUUCAAGUCGGUGGGCUUUGGCGAGGUCUUGGAAGGCUAUGAGGUGGUGAAGGCUAUCGAAUCCAUUGGCGCAGUCGAUGGUGAGCCAGUGGAAAAUGCUGUCAUCGUGGAUUGUGGCACUUUGGAGUUCGAAGAUGGUGAGCAGGAUAGAUUAAGGAAUCGAAGAACCCAGGGAGGCGUGGACCUCACCUUGAGAAAUGAGAUGAUUGAAAGGGUGCGUGGAGCCACCGCUCAAGGCCUGUGAGAGUUUUAGCUCUACAUUCAGAAGUAACGACAUGGAAGAGAUUGC
Molecule: messenger RNA, 3318 nt
Organism: Cladocopium goreaui
Lineage: Eukaryota; Dinophyceae; Suessiales; Symbiodiniaceae
Source: the annotation of a GenBank genome assembly